AUGGCGGACCAGUUUGAGCCGCUCCUGGCGACAUAUGCGCAAGCAGACGAGACCAUUGAAGAUGGACAAGACUCUGCCGCUGCUCAUUCCAAGCUGAGCACCUUCUCGGGUGUCUUCGUCCCUUGUGUCCUCUCCAUUUUCGGCGUCAUUCUCUUUGAACGCUUGCCAUGGUGCACUGGACAGGCCGGGCUGUUUGCCAUGUUUGGCGUCAUUAUCUUUGCUUUUCUUGUUGUCACGCUGACGACGCUCUCCAUGUCCGCCAUCGCCUCCAACGGGCAGAUCGAGGGCGGCGGAGCGUACUUUAUGAUCUCGCGGGCGCUUGGUCCCGAGUUUGGCGGCUCCAUCGGGGUCAUCUUCUAUCUGGCCAACGUUGUCGGCUGCGCGUUGUACCUGGUCGGAUUUUCCGAGGCGUUCAUGGCCGGCUUCGAACAGUGGAUCCCAACCUCCAAGUGGUACGGCAUCCUGUACUCGUCCGCCAUGCUCCUCCUGGUCACCAUUGUUUGCCUGGUCGGCGCGUCAGCGUACGCCAAGACCUCGCUCGUCAUCUUUGCCGUGCUGAUGGUCUCGAUUGCUUCAGCCAUGGGCUCGGUCCUCUUUGCGCCCAAGAACGUGGGCAUCGGGUUCACCUCGUGGUCGAGCGAGACGCUCUCGCACAACUUGUAUCCCAAGCUCAAGCGGCUGCCGGUCGGCGUCGAGCCGCAGACCAUCCAGACGGUCUUUGGCAUUUUCUUCCCUGCCUCGACCGGCAUCAUGGCCGGCGCCAACCUGUCCGGCGAUCUGCGUACGCCUUCGUCGUCGAUUCCGCGCGGCACGCUGCUUGCGCUCGGCAUCACACUUGUCAUCUAUCUCAUCCUCACCUUUGCUCUCGCGUACACUGUGCAGUCGGAGGCACUGCUCAACAACUACUUUAUUCUGCAGAACGUGUGCUUUGCAUGGUGGAUCGUGACGAUCGGUAUCGUGUGCUCGACUGUCUCGUCGGCGCUCGGGAACCUCAUCGGCUCGUCGCGUGUCCUGCAGGCACUCGCCAAGGACAAGCUCAUUCCAUUCCUCAAUGUAUUUGGCCGCGGCUACGGUAAGACCGACGAGCCGCGGCUAGGCGUAGUGCUCUCCUGGGCUAUCGUCCAGAUCCUGCUCAUUCUUGGCAACCUCAACCUGCUCGCCACCGUCACCACCAUGUUCUUCCUCACCUCGUACUGCGUCGUCAACUUUGCCUGCUUCUCGCUCAAGAUCUCCGGCACGCCCAACUGGCGGCCAACCUUUCGCUACUCCAACCAGUGGACCUCGCUCGCAGGCGCCAUCCUCUGCUUCUUCACCAUGUUCUAUGUGGGAUGGAUCACCGCCACCGUCUCGUUUGUCUGCCUUGUUGUCUUCUUUGUCUACAUCCAUCUGCAGUCGCCGCGCACCUCGUGGGGCGACCUCUCGCAGGCCAUUUACUUUCAUCAGGUCCGAAAGUACAUGCUGCGCCUCGAUGUGCGGAAGGACCACGUCAAGUACUGGCGUCCGCAGAUCCUGCUGCUCGUUGGAUCGGCGCGCGCCAACGUCUCGCUCAUCGACACCGCCAACAACCUCAAAAAGGGCGGCAUGUUUCUCAUCGGCUCGGUCCUCGUCGGCGACCUGUACUCGCAGGGCGACCGGUUCAAGCGCGACGAGGCUGCGUGGAACGCGUUCAUCAAGGACACCCGCCUCAAGGCAUUUUCCGAGCUUGUCAUCGCCCCGUCCAUCUCGGCUGGCGCCCAAAACCUGAUCGAGAUGGCCGGUCUCGGUGCCAUGAAGCCCAACACCGUCAUUGUCGGCUUUCCCGAGUACUCGAGCUAUGCCCCGGGAGCGCUGACAGCGUUGCGCCCGCGACCGACGCCGCCGGCGCCCAUCCUGGGCACGUCGAGCUCGAGCCACUUUAUGCCGGCUCGGGCAAGCAUCAACAACGGCGGCGAUUCGACCGACGAGGUCGACGAGGCCGGCGGUGGCCUCGGCGAGCGCACUGUCUCGCAAUACCGCGUCAAGUACGUCAACGCAGUAGAAGACAACUUUGUCGACGACACGAGCUCGAGCCGGAUCGAGCCGCGCGAGUGGGUUACCAUCCUCAACUCGGCGUCGUUCAUGGGCAAAAACAUCAUGGUCGCGCGCAACUUUGACGCGCUCGACAAGGACCUCAUCGCCUCCAAAGCCCGCGCCAGCUCAGGCAUGCCGUUCCGCCGCAAGAAGGUCAUGACCAUCGAUGUGUGGCCAGUCUCGGUAACAGGCAUGGAGGGCGACUUUGUCCACACCCUCACGCUCAUGCUUCUCUACGCCCACAUGCUCAACAAGACCGACAUCUGGACCAAGUUUACCACCAUUCGCGUCCUAACCUUUGUCGCUUCCGCCGUAGACAUCGAGCCCGAGACCGCGCGCGUCCGGGCCAUCCUGCACCAGGCCCGCAUCAAGGCCUCCAUCAACGUUGUCGUCGCCUCCAUCCACGGUCAGGGCAGCGCUCGCUUUGCCGCCCUCAACGCCAUGUUCCGCCAGCACUCGGCCCAAGCCUGCAUGGUCUUUACCACUCUCCCACUCCCUCCGGCAUCGCUUCCCGAGCCGAGCCUCUCUCCCCCUCCCGGCCCCAUCGAGAACUACAUCGCCGACCUCGACACCCUCUCGUCCGGCCUUCCCCCUGUCAUCCUUCUCCACGGCCUGGGCUCCAUGGUCCUCGUCUGACCACCUGCGACAGCGCUCUCACCCGCCCGAGCCAUCUAAAACAUUCUUACUCU
Messenger RNA from Thecamonas trahens ATCC 50062, 2738 nucleotides. RefSeq names its product solute carrier family 12 member 9. The transcript is spliced from 2 exons. The record is from RefSeq and is a predicted model, not a curated record. Gene Ontology annotation, molecular function: potassium:chloride symporter activity. NCBI's taxonomy places the organism in Eukaryota, Apusomonadida, Apusomonadidae. Bases 1 to 2685 code for a protein of 894 amino acids. Gene Ontology annotation, biological process: chloride ion homeostasis; potassium ion homeostasis; potassium ion import across plasma membrane. Gene Ontology annotation, cellular component: membrane.